AUGAUCUACUCCCUCUACAUAUUCGACAGACACUGCGACUGCGUCUACUACCAAGAUUGGAACCGUACCUCACCCGUUCGACCUCCUCCUCCUUCUAACUUCAAAGCGGGUAUACACCGCCUCCCACCACCGCCCGAUCCUACAGGCGCCAUCAGGGAGAGCAUAUUCUCGAAUCAAAGAUCAUCAAUACAAUCAGGUGCGGUAGAUGGGCAGGAUGGGCGGGGUCAGGCUGGGCCGGUGGGAAGAACAGGGAAAGGGAUAGGCGGGUUGCCGUUUGAUGAGGAGGCGAAGCUGGUAUAUGGGGUGGUGCUGAGUCUGAGGAAUAUGGCCAAGAAGCUAUCAGGACGGGAAGACCUCUUCACCUCCUACCGCACUCCCACUUACAAAUUCCACCUCUUUGAGACGCCCACCAAUUACCGCUUCGUCCUCCUCUCCGACCCUUCUGGCGACUCCUUGAGCUUUGUUUUGCGCAAGCUAUACACCGGGGCGUUUAUGGAAUAUGUCGUCCGGAAUCCGCUCAUCGACAUGAACAGCCGGGACAUAGGGAUAGAUAGUGAUGCUUUCCGCUCAGCAGUGGAUAGACAGAUGCGAGGUCUCUCUAUGUUCAACACCUAG
Messenger RNA from Dioszegia hungarica, 615 nucleotides. Its product is annotated as Sybindin-like protein. Gene Ontology annotation, biological process: endoplasmic reticulum to Golgi vesicle-mediated transport. The record is from RefSeq and is a predicted model, not a curated record. Gene Ontology annotation, cellular component: TRAPP complex. Lineage: Eukaryota; Fungi; Basidiomycota; Tremellomycetes; Tremellales; Bulleribasidiaceae. The transcript is spliced from 4 exons. Bases 1 to 615 code for a protein of 204 amino acids.